Messenger RNA from Olea europaea var. sylvestris, 764 nucleotides. RefSeq lists its product as uncharacterized. The coding region runs from base 330 to 764 and encodes 144 amino acids. Lineage: Eukaryota; Viridiplantae; Streptophyta; Magnoliopsida; Lamiales; Oleaceae. The record is from RefSeq and is a predicted model, not a curated record. The transcript has 5 exons.
CUGCACAUGAUUUCAUUCCCUUUGUCUUCCUUCCUCUCUCACUCAUCAAACCUUCUCAAUUCUCUCCCACCCAUUAAAUAUGUACACACACACACACAAAGUGAUCCCAGGCUCAAGAAUUAUGUAUAAUGGUUAUAUUUUCCUUUGUUUGAAUGAAGAGAAGAUUUUCGUGUGGAAGAAGUAAAAGCUGAUGGCGGACGGUUAUAUACGCAACUUUGUUAAAACCGCCAAACAACCCCCUCCCAUAAGUCCCUAUUUUUCUCUUCAUUUCGAUCCCUAAUCUUCCGUGAAAUUAUUUGAAUUCUCUCUGGUACACAAGCUGGAGAGAAAUGACUGAAAAUCGAAAGUUGGAACCAAUGGGCUCUGAUAAUCUGAGAGCAAACUGUGAAAUUUCUGAUCAUGUAAAUGGAUUGCAAUACACAGCCAUUAAAUCUGAUUCUUUUGUGUUAGAUAUGGAAUGCUUAGAGAAAGAUAUUAAUGCAAAUUCAAGAAUUAAAUUGCAGAGAAGUCUUUCAAGAAAAGGAACAUUUAGAGGAGUCGACAAGAAAAAUACAGCCAAAGAGAAAGACGUUAGUGUCAUUACAACUUCGCCAAGAGUUGCCUUACAUGGUGGUAGUACGCCGGAAAAGCCCCUAAUUGUAGCCAUGGGCGGCGACAAUAAUUCCAUCAACUCACCAGUUCACAAUCAGAUCACUAUCAUGAACGGCAGCAUGGGAAACACAGCCAUCGAAAGUAAAUUUGAGACUAAGAAUUACCGCCCCUGA